CUCGGUACUGCAGCGCUCCAACGGCAGUAAAGGGAGGAAGGAGGCGUGUGACAGCUAACCCGCUAACAUCGUCUUCAGCCGGCCGAAAACAAACCCAGUGUGUGUUGGUGAUCCAGAAAACAGCAGCCGUGCCCCGCCGCGCCCCCACCCCCAGCGGAGCCGUCAUGUGGCAGGAGGCCCGCAAACAUGAGCGCAAGCUCCGUGGCAUGAUGGUGGAUUACAAACGCCGAGGCGAGCGCCGGCGAGAAUACUACGAGAAGAUCAAAAAAGAUCCAGCUCAGUUUCUCCAGGUUCAUGGCCGAGCCUACAAGAUCCAUCUGGAUCCUGCUGUGGCUCUGGCUGCAGAGAGCCCCAUCAACAUGAUGCCAUGGCAGGGAGAUGCCAACAACAUGAUUGACCGGUUUGAUGUGAGGGCUCACCUGGACUACAUCCCAACCUACACACCUCCACUGCUCAGCACAUCCACCCCAGAGCAGGAGAUGGAGGAGAGGAAGUGCAAUUAUGAGCGCUACAGAGGCCUGGUGCAGAAUGACUUUGCCAACAUCUCCGAAGAGCAGUGUUUAUACCAGAUCUACCUGGAUGAGCUGUACGGUGGCCUGCAGAAACCAAAUGAGGACGAGAAGAAAAAACUGGCUGAAAAAAAGGCGACCAUUGGUUACACUUAUGAAGACAGCACUGUGACAGAGCCGGACCCCCAGUCAGACAAAGAUGAAGACGACUCAGAGAACAGUGAAUCCGAAGAGGAUGAAGGCAUCCCAGAUAUUGAUGUGGAGGUUGAUGUCGAUGAGUUGAACCAGGAGCAGGUGUUGGACUUAAACAAAAUGGCAACCCCGUAUGGAAUGGCUGAAGGAGACUUCGUUAGGAUGUUGAGGAAAGACAAGGAGGAAGUGGAGGCCAUCAAACAUGCCAAGGCUCUGGAGGCGGAGAAGGCCAUGUACUCUGGCCGGCGUUCUCGCAGACAGAGGAGAGAGUUCAGAGAGAAGAGGCUAAAAGGAAGACAGAUCAGCCCACCAAGCUACGCCAGGAGAGACAGCCCAACAUACGAUCCCUAUAAACGGCCAGAGUCAGAGUCCAGCUCUGAGUCGCGGUCACGCUCUCGAUCACCCGGUCCGGAGAAGAUCACCUUCAUCACCAGCUUUGGAGGCAGCGAUGAGGAAGCUGCAGCAGCAGCAGCAGCAGCAACACAAACAGCCGCUCCUCACUCUGGCCACGCCCCCUCCAACUUGCAGCACCCUGCAGGUCAUAGCAGGGGCUCCCGGAGACGAAGGUCAUCUUCCAGUCGCUCCCCUUCCUCCUCCUCGCGCUCCUCCUCUCGUUCCUCUUCUCGCUCUUCUUCCCGUUCACGCCGCGCCCGACGUGGACGGGGGGGAAGGGAUGGCCGGCGAUCCCGGACCAGAUCGCGGUCGAGGCGACGCUCCAGAUCUCACUCCCGGGCCAGAGGAGGGAAUGGAGGAGCUGGACCCUGGAGGAGACGUGACCGGACACGAUCGCGGUCAAACGACCGAGACAGAGGGCGAGACAGGGACCGAGACAGGGACAGGGACCGGGACAGGAGACGAUACUCGGCACGCAGACGAACGAGGUCCCGUUCCAGCUCACGGCAGGGGGCCAGUAUGAGGCGAGGAGGUCGGAGCAGUGGAGGCCACCGGCGGGGAGACAGUGUCAGCCGCAGUCCAUCGCAGUCCUCCAGUCGCGCUAACCACAGUCCCUCCCCUGCUCACAGAGGAGCCCAGCCCUCGUCCACCACCAUCUGUGACAAGCUAAGAAAGCCUGAUACUCCGGGUGGUAAAGAGACGGGAGCUGCCAAACCCAAGAUGACCCCACAGGAGAAGCUGAAGCUACGAAUGCAGAAGGCGCUCAACAAGCAGUCCAAGGCGGAUAAAAGAGCAGCUCAGGUGAAGAUCCAGCAGCAGGAACACAAACGACAGGAGCGAGAGGGAGAACUACGAGCCAUGGCACGCAAAAUACGCAUGAAGGAGCGUGAAAGACGUGAGAAAGAGAGGGAUGAAUGGGAAAGACAAUACGGGCGACAGAGCCACUCUCCUUCUCCUUCCAAAUAUGGCCGAGAGCACAGCUCACACAGAAGGUAUGCGAGAAGCCACAAGAGUCAGCACAGCUCCGAUGAAGACGAUUGAAUUGAGGUCGCGGUCUCGGUCACGGAGUCCAUACUACCGAUACUGAGCUCUGGAAAACAUGGAUCCUACAGUACUCCAGUACUUUGUCACACAUACUGUGCAAAAGAACUUAAAUGGAAAUAUGAAGAGAUGGACUAACUGAUGGUUGAUGAACCCAACUCACUAAUCUCCACCUGAACACUAUGUUCUGUCUACACAACGUAACAUUUUGACUGUGAUACUUUUAGUUUCACUAAUUACAAAGCCGAUUGGUUUGAUCUAAACUUUUUUUAAUUUCUUCUUCAUCUUGUAAAGAGACUGCAGGUUUAUUCAAUGAGUUCCUGGUUUCUUCUGCAUGCUCUUUUUGUUACCCUCCUCUGCCUGAACUCGUCCGGAGAUGUUCGUUUGUGUCCUUACUACUAAGCAAUAUCUCACCUUUUUACCUCACACCUUCCUCGUGUCAUUACGCUCUCCAUCUGCCUUUUACUUUUCUCCGACGCUCACGCUGAGGAGACAUUUUAAACCACUUUCAUGAACUGGGUGUACAGGAUAUUUAUACUUAUACAUUGGAAACUUCUUUAUGAAAGCGGAUACAAGUUCAUGUAUAAACUCAAACUCUCCACUGCUCUUUUUAUACUCUGUCCUCCGUCAACUGGUUCAACAGCAGCAAAUAAACUUCUUUUGGUUCUCAGUAAUGUGGAAUGUUAAAAUGCAGAACAACAAAUAAAUAUCUCUGAAAUUA
Molecule: messenger RNA, 2856 nt
Organism: Dicentrarchus labrax (European seabass)
Lineage: Eukaryota; Metazoa; Chordata; Actinopteri; Moronidae
Gene: clasrp
Product: CLK4-associating serine/arginine rich protein
Exons: 21
Coding region: 165-2135 (656 amino acids)
Source: RefSeq, a predicted model, not a curated record